UUGAGGGGUGUGUAUAUUCUAUAUUGUAAUGUGUAUAUUAGCUCCGAUUCCCAGUUGAUUUUCUUCAAUUUUCUCGCCGGAUUUUCCCGGGAAAUCGCUUUCUUCUUUCAGUUUCUAUCUCCUACGCACUGCUAUUCCAUUUGUUUACUUCUUUGGUUCUUAUAUUUGUCCUUCCUCUGUAUUAUUUCAUUUUCUUUGUUCUUUAUUUUUUUUUACUCCGAGGAGUUCAGGAAGAUGGGGUUUCUGAGUACUCUGUUGGGGAUUCUUGGUUUUGGAAUCGGAAUUCCGAUUGGGCUGUUGGUGGGGUUUUAUCUCUUUGUAUAUUCUGUGCCCAGAGAUGUAGAGGAUCCAAUUAUUAGGCCACUUUAUGAGUUUGAUACAAGUGCUUUGCAUGAUCUUCUACCUGAAAUUCCAUUCUGGGUGAAGAAUCCUGAUUAUGAUAGAGUAGAUUGGUUAAACAAGUUUCUUAUGGAUAUGUGGCCUUUCCUUGAUAAGGCAAUUUGUAAAACAAUAAGAACCAUGGCAAAGCCUAUAUUUUCGGAGUACAUUGGGAAGUUUCAGAUACAAGGAAUUGAGUUUGAGAAUCUAAGUCUUGGAACACUACCUCCUACAGUUCAUGGUAUUAAAGUAUAUGAGACUAAUGAGAAGGAGUUAAUCAUGGAACCUGCAAUUAAAUGGGCUGGCAAUCCCAACAUAAUUUUGGUAUUAAAAUUAUUGAAUCUACGAAUCACUGUUCAGCUAGUAGAUUUGCAAAUAUUUGCGGAACCACGGAUAGCUUUGAAACCUCUUGUGCCAACCUUUCCAUGCUUUGCAAACAUAGUAGUAUCUUUGAUGCAUAAGCCACAUGUAGACUUUGGAAUGAAAUUAUUGGGAGGGGAUGUCAUGUCCAUACCUGGGCUUUAUCGAUUUGUACAGGAGACCAUUAAAAAACAAGUUGCAAGCCUCUAUCUCUGGCCUCAGUCUCUUGAAAUACCAAUUCUUGACACUUCGACAUCGGCUGUAAAGAAGCCCGUGGGCAUACUACAUGUUAAUGUUGUUCAGGCAUUCAAACUCUUAAAGAUGGAUAUUCUGGGUACAUCUGAUCCUUAUGUCAAAUUCAGACUAACCGGAGAGAGAUUGCCAGCAAAGAAAACUACUAUAAAGAGGAGGAACUUGAAUCCUCUAUGGAAUGAAAAGUUCAAGCUCAUUGUGAAGGACCCAGAUUCUCAAGUUCUACAGCUAUAUGUCUAUGACUGGGACAAGGUCGGGACACAUGACAGAUUGGGAAUGCAAACAGUUCCUUUGAAAUUGCUAACACCCCAUGAGCCAAGAGAAUUUACACUCGAUUUGCUCAAGAACACAAAUAUUAACGAUCCUCAAAACAAGAAGCGAAGGGGACAACUUGUGGUGGAGCUGACCUUUGUUCCUUUUAAGGAAGACAGUGACGGGUUUAGUGGACCUUUGGAAGGAUACGAGAGGAAGGAGAGUGGAAUUAAUGGGGAAUAUAGUGGUAGUUCCCCGAGUGGAGCAGGAUUGCUAUUGGUUACAAUCCAAGGAGCUGAGGAUGUAGAGGGGGAGCGUCACAACAAUCCUUAUGCUUUAGUCCUUUUUAGAGGGGAACAAAAGAAAACAAAGAUGAUGAGGAAAACUCGAGACCCAAACUGGAAUGAAGAAUUCCAAUUUAUGCUCGAAGAGCCUCCUCUAAGCGACAAAAUACGCAUUGAAGUUAAGAGCAAGCGUGCAGGCAUUGCCUUUCGAUCCAAGGAAUCACUAGGGCAUGUGGAUAUCAAUCUGAUUGAUGUUGUGCACAACGGGCGCAUCAACCAGAAGUUCCAUUUGAUCGAUUCGAAGAACGGAGUGAUACAUGUCGAGAUUCGGUGGAAGACUAUUUGAGAAUGUAGUGCAGAUUUUGAGGACACAGUGAACAGCUUGUAUGCCCAACUAAACUGUCCUUGUCCUUGCUUCUCUAUAUAAAAGAUUACAACACCACAAGCUUGGUUUACAGGAUGAGAAAUAUGAGAGAAAAUGUUCAUGUUUGUUCUCUGUGUUGUGAAAUGUACGGCAAUUAUGAUGAAUAGUGCGGAAAAAUAAAGAGAUAGAUAAAAUAACAAAAACACGUGAAUAUAAUGUGAUUCGAUAGUAUGCAUUCAUCCA
Molecule: messenger RNA, 2133 nt
Organism: Malania oleifera
Lineage: Eukaryota; Viridiplantae; Streptophyta; Magnoliopsida; Santalales; Ximeniaceae
Product: synaptotagmin-3
Exons: 12
Coding region: 235-1872 (545 amino acids)
Cellular component (GO): endoplasmic reticulum
Molecular function (GO): lipid binding
Source: RefSeq, a predicted model, not a curated record